This is a messenger RNA of Phycodurus eques (leafy seadragon), 1623 nucleotides long. RefSeq names its product suppressor of cytokine signaling 2 (gene socs2). NCBI's taxonomy places the organism in Eukaryota, Metazoa, Chordata, Actinopteri, Syngnathiformes, Syngnathidae. Gene Ontology annotation, biological process: intracellular signal transduction; phosphatidylinositol phosphate biosynthetic process. The coding region runs from base 128 to 667 and encodes 179 amino acids. Gene Ontology annotation, molecular function: 1-phosphatidylinositol-3-kinase regulator activity. The transcript has 3 exons. Gene Ontology annotation, cellular component: phosphatidylinositol 3-kinase complex. The record is from RefSeq and is a predicted model, not a curated record.
ACAAAAUGUUGACGACUGCUCGCGCGCACUGAGGACGUUAGGAGGUGCGAGGGUGACAAGCAAGACCGACAAGAGCCCAGUGAGCAGACUCAUCGCGGUCGUCGCCGACCAUUGUUCGCGUCCAUCGAUGACCUGUCAGUCGUCCGAGUCCACCGACGCCCCGGCGGACCCCGACCGGAGGCGUGUGGCCCUGGCCAUGAAAGAGCUCAAGAACGCAGGCUGGUACUGGGGCAGCCUGACGGCCAACGAGGCCAAAGACGUCCUUCGGGACGCGGCGGAGGGAACCUUCCUGGUGCGGGACAGUUCGCAGAGGGACUUCCUGUUCACCAUCUCCGCCGUGACGUCGGCGGGUCCCACCAACCUGCGCAUCCGCUACGACGGCGCCAAGUUCAAGUUGGACUCGGUGGUGCCGGUCAGGCCCAAACUCAAACACUUUGACAGCGUGGUGCACCUGGUGGAGCAUUACGUGCAGCUGUCGCGGGCCGCCGCCGCCGCGCCGCCCAACGGGACCGUCCCGCUGCUGCUCACCCGACCCGCUUACGCCGCCGUGCCGCCGCUGCAGCACCUGAGCCGCGUGGCCAUCAACAGACGCACGCGGCGCGUUCACGACCUGCCGCUGCCCAACAGGCUCAAGGACUACUUGACCGACUACUUCUACAACGUGUAGCGGGCCCGCCGCCGCGACAUUCCGGCACAUUCGCACUUCCUGCGGGUUUAAACCGGAGCUUGUCAAACUUUUGGGGCUGCGGGUAGAAACCGAACUGCCGUGUGUACCCCAAAAUGCAUAAGGAAUCAAGAAGUUGAAUCGUGAACUUUGUUCUCGUAAAAGAAUGAGACUAUAUUCUUGAAAAAAAAUAGGACUGCUUUUCAAAGAAAAGGGGACUUCAGUGAAUAGCCAAAAUCAUUCUAACUUAAAAAAAAAACUGGAAUAACCCUAACCCUAACCUUAUUUGACGGAGCCCCAAGCUGCAACUCGCAGACCUUCGGAGUGGACACCGAGGUUUGGUGAACUCAACCAAAAUUCCAGCGUGGCGGUGGUGACGUCGGUGGGUUUCCGCGAUGUCGGGCACACGGGUUCCCGUGGCGUCCGUCUCAGGUCAACAGACCGCUGAUGAUGCUGUCGUCUUUUUUUGAAGGACAAUCUCCUCACUUGCGGUGGUUUUUCGGGGGGUAUAUUUUCUUGAUGCCGCAGCCCGUUAGAAAUAUUUAUUGAUGGCGUCGCACUGAAUGAUGACGAAGCAUGUUCACGAGAUUGUGUUGACUUCAAUACAAUUUUAUUGAAACUCGUUAUUUAAUCCAGCCCACCCAAUUUUUUCUCAAAUCGGUUGAUUGAAUUCAAACGUUUAUUUCAAGUUCUGAUUUUCGUUGAUGUUGAGGACAGGACAGAACCAAAACGAAACAGCAAACAUUAAAAACAGUGAAGCAAAAUAGUUGUUUCGCAAUUGUUUUGAGUUUGUGUGUGUGUGGUCGGUCGAAAUUUCCAGGAAGAUGCAGCAAAAAAAGUGAAAGCGUUUUUACCAAAUUAAGUGGUAAUUUGGUUUGAUCUAAUUUCGAAAUUAAUCGAAACAAAAGUUUGGUUACAUUUUCAAUGAAGGUCUAUUCAUUUUUGUGUGUGUAGUAAUU